CGAAAACACAACUCGACAAUUGACGAUCGCCGUUGGCCUGGAGUUGUGUGGUGGUGUUGUGUGCAAAGGUUGUGUCAUUUAUUGUUUGUUGCUCUCAUAUUUGAACAUUUGUCAAUUGUGUCACGUUGAGGGAACUCCCUUUUCGCAAACGGUUGUCUCGUUCAAAUGUCAAGUAUCUUUCUUCGUUUCAAUUUAAACGGAAAACUACCCUCCAUAGAAGUUAGAGUCUGCUGUGUUCUGACCGUCCAUGGCAUGAAUUUAUCCCAAGACUUCUGAUAACAACCUCUAAGGACCGUAAAAUAGUACAUGCUAUCCUCUAUCGAUGUGAAUUCUCGCCUUCCAAAAGGCUAGUUCGUUCGCUUCCGUUGCCUUCGGUUGCCGCUGCGAACCUGCCAACCUGUAGUGUGCCUGCGCCUAGCCCCUUGGAUGGGGCUUAACCUGGAUCAAAAAUGGAAACUUUGAGGCAGUCGAGCCAGCUGAUGCAUUUGGAGGAAAGCAGCGCGCCCUUUGAGCUGGAUGAGCUGGGCAGGAAGACAGAGACCGAAAGUAGGAGAGUGACUACCCGGUUUCAUCCCCACCAUGGCGACAACAUCAUUCUGCUGGAAGACAACACCGUGGCCUUCAGGAAAGCUAGCUUCGCAAAUGCUGUGACGUUUAGUGAGAAGCCACUUAUGCCAGGUGAAAUAUUUUUGCUUGAAAUUGAGAAAAAUGAAAGAGGCUGGAGUGGGUAUAUGAGGCUUGGGCUCACGCAGCGAGACCCUAAAUGUGCAGUGACCCCAGAUGGUAACUUCCCUUCAUACGCCCUGCCUGAGUUAGCAAACAUGGGGCAGUCUUGGAUCUAUGGUAUAUCAAAAACUCAGAAUAAUGUCUAUCGGUUUGAUUGCCAAAUGAACAAUAUUUCUGAAGAAGACGAUACUCCUUUAAAAUCAGACUGUGUACAGAUGUUUUUAGGUUCUAGUCACAGUGUUAAAACCUCUAGAGGAACAAUUCCACGGAGUUGGCUGAGGCCAUCAUCCUCCAAUAAAGGCGAAGAAAUGCUGCCAACUGAUGUCGGCAGCAGGAUCGGAGUUGUCUAUGUACCUUUAAAAAAUGGCAAUGCCGAAAUGCAUUUUGUCAUAAAUGGUGAAGAUCAAGGCCCUUGCACCAGAGACAUUCCAUACAAAGAAGGACCCAUACACGCAGUUGUUGAUGUCUAUGGGACCACCAAACAAGUUAGAAUUGUUCAACUAUAUGGAGUUGUUAGUCUUCAGAGUGCCUGUCGGGAUGCUAUCCUGUUUCAUCUAAGAAAUCAUUCAGUUUCUGCCUUGCCUCUUCCGAAGAGUCUUAAAGAAUUUCUGCUCUUCAAUUCAUGAAAUUAGGUUGUUACUCAGCUUGUCAGCAUGUCUCAAUUUAACCUUAUGAAAAAUAUUGGCCUGUGGUAUGCAAACCCUAGUUCUCAUGAAAAGCUACAUUAGUUUAGCCAUCCUGAUCUGAUUGAGUGAAUAUUGAUUUGAAAUCAAAGAUCUGAUGAUAUGGUAAUACCAAUAUGUGAAAUUAUAUGUUGUACCCUAACUGCAUUUUUUAAUAGUACUGUUACAUUUCUUCUUGUAAGUUGUGUGUAAUGGGCGGACCGGCGGAUCGAAUGGUUUGCCCACUGACUUACUGGUGAUUCAUUUAUCAACCUGUUUUAUAUUUUUCUUAUUUUUCUUUCCCUCUUUCAAACAUUCCUGUCUUCUUAUCAUCUUUUGCCUGUUCUUUGUCAUAGUUGGUUGACUGUGAGUUUCCAUUUCACUAGUCUCUUUGUCGUGAAUAAAUUGUCUUUACAAACUGUUUCCUCAAGAGGUCAAACAAUUUAAAAAAUUGAGCUGAGUUGAGUUGUAUGUGGUAUGUAUCAUGUGCUGGGGGCUGUUCAUUAAUUAUAUUUGGAUGUCGAAAGUGUAUGUAUGCAUGGCUUUCAUGCCUCCUCCAUCUUGCAACCAUCCCAUGAUGAAUCGAUGGCAUCCCAGUGGGUCAAAUGUGCGUGUACAGUGUAUGUCAAUGCUUCCAUUUGUAAAAUGCAGUGCUAGUAAAAGCUAGUAAAAGUGUGAUACAUAGUUAUGUAUGGAUUUGCAAGAAUGUGAUUUACUUUAAUGUCUGUUGUGAGCAAGGGAGAGUCAGUUUCAAAACAUGAAGAUUUCAUAUGAGCAGGGAUCCCCUUUUACUCAAUGAAAAGUUGUUUUCCUUUUUCUGUUUUUAUGGUCAGUUUCCUGCUUUUGUAGAAAUUGCAGGUGCGUACUUUAUGUUAUGUUCUAUUCGAUUGAAAGAUCUCAAUGAUUUAUGACAGAAAGUUGGACUGAAAUUGUGCUUUGUUGCUUAAAGUGGUGAUGAAAUCGAUAAGCUCCGUCUCCAACCCUUUCUGUAUAGUUUGACUUGUGCAGGUGCAAGCUACGUAAUGUGUUUCACUAAUAAAACUGUUACUCUAUUUCGGC
Messenger RNA from Thrips palmi, 2447 nucleotides. RefSeq names its product neuralized-like protein 2. Gene Ontology annotation, biological process: intracellular signal transduction. Lineage: Eukaryota; Metazoa; Arthropoda; Insecta; Thysanoptera; Thripidae. The record is from RefSeq and is a predicted model, not a curated record. The coding region runs from base 450 to 1352 and encodes 300 amino acids. Gene Ontology annotation, molecular function: ubiquitin protein ligase activity. The transcript is spliced from 2 exons.